UGAGAAGGAAGGAAGAAAGGAAGGGUAGAAGUGAUCAUCAUCAAUCAACGUGGUGCGUUCACCUUCGUCGCCAUACUUUCGAUGCAGAUCAUCAUCGGCUUAAAGACGAUACAUAGGUCUUCGAUUGAACCUGUAAGUCAAUGAUGCCCAUUUCCCUGUUAAUCUCUGCAACUCCGAUUUGUCUUUUAGGGCUUAGUUUCUUUCGACCCACAUCGUCAUCUUUUCAUUAUGGACAGUAACAAGGACGAAGCUCUCAAAUGCAUUGCCAUUGCCAAGGAAGCAAUUGCUUCAGGUAAUAAGCAGCGUGCGCUCAAAUUCAUCGCAAUUGCACGUCGUCUUAAUCAUAAUUUAUCAGCCGAUGAUCUUCUUGCCGCUUGUGAAAACCUAAAUUCAUCUUCAUCAAGUUCUGGCAAUCCCAUUCAUAGGUCUAAAUCUGAGCCAUCUCCGUCCGCAGUUGAUGGAAUCUCGAAUGAGGAACGGAGUUAUACUGAUGAAAAUGUGCAGUUAAUACGCCAGAUCAAGAGGAGUAGGGAUUACUAUGAGAUUCUUGGGGUUGAGAAGAGCUGCUCGGGUGAGGAAAUUAAGAAAUCGUACAGGAAACUGUCGCUGAAAGUUCAUCCUGAUAAGAACAAGGCACCUGGAUCAGAAGAGGCUUUCAAGAUAGUUAGCAAGGCGUUCAAGUGUUUAAGUAGUGAAGAUUCUAGAAGGCAGUAUGAUCAUACUGGUUUAAUCGACGAAUUUGAAUGCAAUCAGCAGAACAAUGUCAGGAGGCGAAGGAGAAACGCAAAUGAUUUCUUUGACGAUGAAGUCGAUCCUGAUGAUAUAUUCAGAGCCUUUUUCGGUCAGAACAAUGGUUAUCAAACAGCUCAUGUUUAUGGAAAUAGAAGAACAACAGCAACGAAUCAACAGAGGGGGGAAGAUGAGGGUUCUGGAGUUGGACCCAAUCUGAUGAUUCUUCUUCAAAUGCUUCCUUUUUUGUUGAUAAUCUUGCUUGCCUACCUUCCUUUUUCGGAACCUGAUUAUUCCCUCCAAAAGAACUAUUCCUAUCAGUUCUCUAGAACCACUGAGAGUCACGGAGUGGAGUUUUUCGUUAAAUCGCAAGAAUUUGAUCAGAAAUUCCCUCCGGGAGGCUUUGCACGAUCUGAGAUUGAGAGUAAUGUCAUAAAAGAUUACAAGAAUGUUCUUGGCCGUUACUGUCACAUUGAACGUCAAAGGCGUCAGUGGAGCAGAAACUUGCCAACUCCUCAUUGCGAAAAGCUACAAUCUUUUGGAGUUGAAUGAAGGAUUUUUGGGACCUGGUUUGCAUUUCUAAAACCAACCGAGGCAGUUGGCUGGUGGUGCAUUUCGGCGCAUUAUACUAUGAAUUGUCACUGGGAGUUCUCUGAAUCAUACUUGGGGCCUGUUAUCAUAUGCUGAAUUUUGAUAAUUUUUUUAUAUUGUUAUGGUUAUUUCUUCUUUUUGAACAAUAUAAAAAGCUUGAAUAGAGUGAGAGCUUCAUUGGGUAAAAGGAACUAUUUUUGCUUGCAAUAAUAACACACACCUUAAUGCUUGUACCUUG
Messenger RNA from Impatiens glandulifera, 1558 nucleotides. RefSeq names its product chaperone protein dnaJ 49-like. Gene Ontology annotation, cellular component: endoplasmic reticulum membrane. The record is from RefSeq and is a predicted model, not a curated record. Gene Ontology annotation, molecular function: Hsp70 protein binding. The transcript is spliced from 3 exons. Gene Ontology annotation, biological process: cellular response to misfolded protein. The coding region runs from base 229 to 1281 and encodes 350 amino acids. Lineage: Eukaryota; Viridiplantae; Streptophyta; Magnoliopsida; Ericales; Balsaminaceae.